Messenger RNA from Adineta steineri, 1622 nucleotides. NCBI's taxonomy places the organism in Eukaryota, Metazoa, Rotifera, Eurotatoria, Adinetida, Adinetidae. The record is from the annotation of a GenBank genome assembly.
AACGAAAUUCAUAUUAUAAAAAAGCUGAUAGUAUUUUAAAUGAUAAUAUUUGUAUAUAUUCAAGUUUAGCACAACCUAUACCACCAUCAUCAUCAUCAUCACUUUAUCAUCAAGUAAAUCGUUUAAUGUUAAAUGGUAAUGAAUCAUCAUCAAUACCAUUAUCAAGUUUAACACAAUAUCAUACUUCUACAGCAACAGCACAUACAGCAACAUUACGUUCGUUAAAAAAAGAUAUUGAUAAUUCAAGUGCACAAACAUAUUCAGCAGUUUAUUCAUGUGAUUUAGCAUCGAAUUUAGAUGUUGAUCAAGAAUAUUUUUCUCAACGUCGAUUAUCAUCAAAAAGAAGAUCAAGUUCAAAACAUACGAAUAUAACUGUAAUUCAAAAUCAAAUUUUAUUUCUUUAUAUGAAAAAUCUUGUUGAUUGUCAUGCAAUACAACCAAAUAAUCAAGAAAUAAGUCUUCUUGCUACUGCAGAUGAAAAUAGAAUUCAAUUAGUACAUGUUCGUUCCGGUAAUUUUUAUUCUCAACUUCCUAUAUCAUCAGUUGGUGCUUGUCAUAAUCUUUUAUUUUCUUAUAAUGGUCAAUUUCUUAUCGGACUUUUCUAUGAAGUAACAUCAAAUGUCAAUCCAUAUGGUGUUAAAAUUUGGUCAACAAAUGAUUAUUCACUUCGUACAAAUCUACAUCCAAUAAAAUGUUCUAUAGCUGUUACAUCUCGAAAUUCAUCCAUUUUAUAUAUGGCUGGAAAACAAAAAUAUGGUCGUGGUAUAUCACUUGGUUUACUUGAUAUUGAUUCAUGUAGUCUUGCACGUGAACUUAAAUCUGAUCCUGAUACAUCGAUUGGUGAUGAAAUUAAACGAAUUAUAUUAACAAGCAAUGAAUUAUAUGCACUUGUUGCAUGUACAGAAUAUACAAGUACAUUUACAUGUUUUGUUGUUUUUAAAUUAGAAACAACAACAACGACAACAAUUAUAAGUGACGAUCAAUCUUCAUUAGUAACUGGAACGAUGAGUAAUUGUACAAUGAUAUUAACACGAUUUAAUUGUGAUGCAAAUUUUACAUUUUCACUUGCUGAUUCAAAUAAUAAUGGUGAUCAAUAUAUCUUAACUAUAUUACGUACAAAUGAAAUUAUUAUUUGGCAAUUAAAUGAUGGAGAAAUUUUAUAUAAUUAUGAUUUUAAUUAUUUACUUAAUGAUACUCAAAUAAAUCAAAUAAAUGAUUGUCAAUUGAAUGAUAAUCGUUUAUUAAUAUUUGCUGAACAAGGUUUAAUUUAUAUUUGGGAUGUAACUGUUCCUAUUGGACAAUUUUUAUUAAUUGCAACUAUUUGUGAUCCAUCGAUUCAUUCAAUAACUUGGUUUGAUCAUCAACAUAUUCUUUCAAUUGAUAAUGAUGGUCAACGUAUACGUACAUGGAAUAUCAAACGAAAAGAAGUUAUUAAUGAAUCAAUAUCUGUUCAAGGUACAAUCCAAUCGUUACAUGUACAUUCAAUAUUAAAUAAUCUAAAUAAUCAAAAUGAAUAUUUUAUUGUUGGAAAAUCAAUGAACGAACGUAGUUUAAUUAUGUUUGAAUAUACUCAAUCAAAUGAUAAUCGUAUUGAUAUAUCAAAUGAUAUUGCGACUUGUUAG